AUGGGUAAGAUUGAACUAGUAGAGAAAGUUGUAAUUGUUCCUGAGCAACCUACACCCCACAAGAGAAUGUUUCUGUCAAAUAUUGACCUGUCCCUUGUUGUUUACCAAGACUCUGCCUCCUUUUUUGACCCUCCAAGCACCCAAAUGAGUUUCAGUGAGAUUUGUAACAGAUUAUACACUGCACUCAGUAAAAUGCUUGUGCAAUAUGACUUUAUGGCUGGCAGACUAGUGCCAAGUUUGGAAGAGGCUCAGAGAUUUGAAAUUGACUGUAAUGGUGCUGGCAUUGUGGUUGCAGCUGCAAGAACUGACAGAAAAUUGAGUGAAUUUGGUGUGAUUUCUGCACCUAAUCCAGAGUUGAGGGAAUUAGUUGUUUUCUUGCAUGAAGGGUGUGAUCAAGACACUGGCCUGAAAGAAAAACCCCUUGCAUCCUUACAGCUGACUCAGUUUGGUUGUGGAAGUUUGGCACUUGCUUCUCACUACAACCACUGCACACUGGACGGUUUUGCAAUAAGAGAUUUUGAGGUGAACUUAGGUGCAUUAACACGUGGUGAGGACCUCAUCAUAGUACCUAAUGCAGAUAGAACACUGCUGAGAGCUCGAAGCCCUCCAAAUGUAAGCCAUCCACAUUUUGAGUAUUCAAAAUCUGCUGACACACACAACAACUUGUUCACUCUCCGAGGCAAAAGUAGUACCAAUGUCACACAAUCCGUUCCAGAAAGCCAGAUUCAUGUGCUUUAUUUGUCGCCACAAAGCAUUGCUAGCUUCAAAAAGAAAGCCCUGGAGGACGACACCUUAAAGAACAUCACCACUUUUCAGGUUGUUGCUGCAAAAAUAUGGAAGGCAAGAAGCAUUGCAACAAGGAUGUCAGAGGAAAAUGUGUCCACAAUUCUAUUUCCAGUGGAUGUGAGGAAAAGGGUUGUUCCUGAACUCCCAGAUGGCUUUGCAGGAAACGCAUUGGUGCCUGGUUUUGCAAGAGCAACUGUGAGGGAGCUGAAGGAGCUAGAAGAUGCUUGUCACAUAAGCAAAGUGCAAGAAGGGCUUGAAAGAUUGGAUGAUGAGUACAUUAAGUCAGGGAUAGAUUGGUUAGAGGUGAACAAAGGGGCACCUUGUAUGGAAGAUAGUUUCUCCUUAGUGGCAUGGUGGAGAUUGGGGUUAGAGGAGCAACUUUUUGCAUGGGGUAGACUAAAGUGUGCCACCCCACUACAGGUUAAGCCUGGUUUGGUCAUGCUAUUGCCAGGGCCACAAGGUCAAGGGGGCAUUAACAUAUGCCUGGAUUUACCUGAGGAUCAAAUGCAAGAGUUUAGCAGGAUAGUGCUAGAAACUUAG
Molecule: messenger RNA, 1326 nt
Organism: Sphenostylis stenocarpa
Lineage: Eukaryota; Viridiplantae; Streptophyta; Magnoliopsida; Fabales; Fabaceae
Source: the annotation of a GenBank genome assembly